AUGAACCCCCAUUCCUCUGCCGGCGGCCAACCAUGGGGCCACCCUUUGCGAACAUUCAAUGGCGUCGGACGGGAUAAUGCGAUGGCCCAGCUCCCGCAGCCGAUCCGACAACCCACCGUCGUCGACCUGACAGCAGGCCCAGAGUCGCAGGACCGAGAACCGCCAUCCAAACGACCGAGAUUAGAAUUACCUACCUCAAAUACCCCGGAGGCUGGCGCAGCAACGGAACCGAAAAGCACCCCGGCCAACGCAAGUGCGCGACCUGCCAUCUCGUGGCGCGGCCGUCCGCUCUGGUCCUUCCAAGCGGUUAUAUCAGAUAUACCAGGCAAUGACAACCGGAACGACAGCGCGGCCAGUUCGAAGCCAUCUCCACCGCCGCUCCCCGCCCAGCCAUGGCAGACUCCCACAUCCGCGGUAACUGAGACGCCGGCGCCCGGUCCCAUCAAGUCGAGGGAAAGCUCCCCAGUCGGAGAAGUACAGACAACACCAUACCGCAUUGAGACUCCAGCUGUCGCCCCGGUCUACAGAGGGAACAAACCCGCUGAUUUCGCCCCAUGGACCGGCAACCACCCCGAGGACGUCUUGGACCAGCAGACUGCGAAACAGGGAUAUUAUGAUCGGACACAGGUUUCGCAGAACGAAUCCAACACCGCGCGUCCUGCAUUGUAUGCGCAGUUAAAACACCGCACGGGACUACAGAUGCUCUCUUCAGUGUUUGCCGCGGCACUAGAGAAACGCCAAACACACAACACCGUCCACGCUCCGUCAACCUUCAAACCACCACCCCGAGUGACACUCACCGAUAACAAGCGGGAGGCUUGGCUUAGAGACCUCGCCAACCCGACCGUGCCACUUCGGCGUCUGAGCCGAACCAUUCCCCACGGGAUCCGAGGCAAGGUUCUUCUAGAUCAGUGCCUAGGAAAAUGGAUACCUGUUGCACGCGCCGUUUGGUUAGGCAAAUGCGUGGGUGCGAAUGAGAUUCGUGCCUUCAAGCGAAAAGGCACGAGCGGUGCUAUGGCCGUUGGUUUGGAAGCCAAGUGGGUUAGAGACUGGACGACGAAUGUCCAGCAGUUUGUUGAAGGGGUAUUCAGCGCCCCAAAGUCCUCGGACUGGAAGGCAAAGAUGACAUAUGCGGUUGGAUUAACUGCCCGCCUGUUCUUCGAGAACCUUUUGGAUCAUGACCAUUUCCUCGAAUGGUUUCUGACAUCAUUCGAGGCUGCUUCCAUUGGUACUGUUCCGGUAUGGCUGUUGAUGCUUGGAAUAUACUGGAAUAGCAUAAUGCGCUAUCGGCGCAGAGGUCGUCGAUUAGCUGAGCUAUUGCUAAAGAAGCUCCGCCUGGUGACAGAAGCCAAGUUGACGCAACUCCAACCUCUUAUUGACCGUCUUUCUCGGUUCAUUAGGAAGCUAGUUCGUGACCACACUUCCUCCAUGAUUUUACCUCAAAGUUGGGAGACAUACAGCCAGCAAGUGUCAUCUUCUCUUGAUUUGACAAAUGAGGCAGACAAAGCCCUGUUACAGAGUAUUUCCGAGCGUAAUGCUCGAGUACAGCGACCAAAACACUCCAACAAAACAACUCAACGCUCCCCACAUCAACGCAUCAUCCGCCUUCUUGACUCCAUCCGCCCCGCCCAUGACAUCUCUAUCUCUACAUACCUCGACGCAUUUGAAGACAAGGCUAUCUUGGUCUCCAAACUCCUAGAAUGGCUCUCCACGCACUUCCGUCACGGCCUUCGCAGGGUCUACAUUGCAGCUCGUCUUCUACGCAAGUGGAAAUCCACCGGAGUCGAUAUAGACGGCCACAUCCUCACAUUUCUCUCUGGUGCACAAAAAAGCCAAGGUCUCGACAUGGAACCGAUCUACCACGUCAUUUCCGAACUGGUCAGGUCACAAACCUUUUCGGUUGGCCGCUACCUUCAAUGGCUCAUGGCAAGAGGUGUGACAAAUGGGGCCCCGUCCCAAGAGCUUAAGGUCAGCCUUGCAUCACGAACCCAGAACUCAUCAUCACUGACCACUAUACAGGUUGAGGACUUGCCAAUAGAUAUUGGACUAAUAGCGCAGCUUCCAGUGGGCCGUCUCCCAGAACAUGUUGGGAAUUUACGCAGCACUUUGCUAUCACGCACCGGUCUCUGUGCCUCCAAGGAAGCGACAACUAUUGAAAAUGUAAAGAGCAUCGUCAGCCGAAGCUUGCCGGAGAUGUUUGGCCUUGACAGAUCCGCUAUAAUGGAAUUGGACACACUGCCAUCAAACUUACCCUGGGCUGUGAAAGCCGAAGUUGGGAAGUGGCUUCGUCAUGCGGUUGCGCAACACAACCACGGGCCAGCAGAGCACAUCGCCAAGGUGUUCACCAAUGACACUGUGUUCACAGUUUCUGCGCUUACCCCUACGGAAUUCUACGUCGUUCGCGCGGUUUUUGAAACUUUUGGUGACAUAUCAAUGCUGGCAGAUGUGUUGAAAUUUGCGUCUAGCUGCAAGGACAGUACAGUUCUUGCCUCAGUUGCCGACACGACGAAUUGCCACUUUGAUUCCAUGUGCGUGAUUGGAGCCACAGGCGAUCUGUUUCGGAGACUCAUUGACGCCUAUGCCGGGGUCAAGAGGCUCGGUUCACCCAGUCUUGAUUUAAUAUUCUCUCUGAUUGAACUCGGUCUGCGGAUUCCGAACGAACUCAACGCAGUUUCUAUUCUUCGUCAAGAUCUGUCUCGCAUGGAGAACAAAUCAAUCGUGGCAGCAUCUUCCCCUGUAUCUGACCAUAUUCCUGACAGCUUCGGUGAUAUCGAUCCUCUUUUCCGAGAGAAGCUUGAUCAACUCUUGCUAUCAGGCAACGUCAUGGAUGAGCCUACACUGGAUACGCUCUUCAACGCAUUGGCAAAGCAUUUGGAAACUGACGGCGGAAAGGUUAAUCUGUCUGCAAACGAUACCUGCCGUUACCUUGCGCAACUGAGGUCAUUCAGUCCAAAGCAUUUUGAUGGUAUUCUCGCACGCUGGAUAUGCGGUCAUCUGCGAUCGUCUGAUCGCACUGCUUUGCUACGAAUUCUUCCGCCGCUGAUCGGUGUUGGAUGUGUCACAAUCAGAGCUUUCUUGGCUCUUGCGAAGAGGUUAAGCAGUUUAGCCGUAACACCCAUUCCGAACCCAGCGCAUCUACCUGCCGAGCUUGUUCAGCUUCUCAUAUCUGACCCCAAAGAAAGCAAGUUGUUCGACCUCGUUUCUUACCGUUUUCAGCUUGCACAGCAAGAAUUUCUUACCAAGAGCUCGGAGGAGGCACUGGGGAUCGUUUGUGAUGCUGCUUCAUGCAGCGCUGGUGGCUCUCCGAUUACGGCCAGUGAGCUAGAGGGGCCUAUGGUCGAGCUGUUGCGUGAUCUCCUCGUGCGGAACCCUGGGUGUGCGGCUCAGAACAGCCUUCAAAAGCUUGUUGACAAAUAUCCGGCUGCUUUGAGCGUUAUUCAAAAGGCACUGGAUCUUUUGCUGGGUGUCGAAUCCCAACCGGGCAGCCAAUCGGUUCUCAUGGAGGUAGAGAAACUUGCCGGCAUGACUGAUGACUUCUCGCUUCCCUUUUGCCAAUUGAAACUUCAAGUCCUGUUUGGUGCGGACUCAGCGACUGAAGAUCGAGCUAGUAUUGUCGAUGCGAUGUUCAAGACGGCCGUAUCAGACAGCCGUGCCCAUAGGCUUCAUUGGGUAGACCUGGUCGCACUGAUGAGUCCCGAUGCCGUUCGACAAAUUCGCGAGCGUGCCGAGAAGGAGUUCUUCUCCAUUCCUAUACUCGAAGAGCCGAUGGGCGACUCGGCCUGUCCCUCGGCCAAGUUGAGCUCACUGGAAACUGCCAGACUCUAUCUUACUAUCAUCGAGGAGCUUGGUACCAGCAUUCCCGAAUCUGGCACUCCGUCUGUUGCAUCUGUUCUUGUCGACAAAAUGGACUCCCUACUCCACAAGGUCAUGUCCAUGCACAACAACGUCUCCGCUGCCCCCGAAGGCGCAGCCGCCCCAAGCCGUUCAAAGUUUGAACGUGCUCUUGCCUUCUGGUUCUCUGCCAUGCUGAGGAUGAUUGUCCUCCAUCGGUCCGCAUUUGUUCAAUCACCCGCAGCACUAAAGGUCAACUCUCUGCGCGAUCAGCUCCGACUAUCGACAUCUAUCCUCUGUAUCGCUCUCUCGCGUCUCCCAGGCGACCUACUGCGCCUCUAUCCAGCCGCGGACUAUUUCCCGCGGCCCAACUCGCCCGAAGAUUUCCGUCCCUGUCCCGGGGUCCUAUUACAAACCCACGCCCUCGAUGUAGUUGCAUCCCUGAUCGACAUCUUCCCAGACGAAGUUCGCGUGCAAUGCGCUCGCUUCUUCAAAGAAAAAUGCCCUUCAUUCGUUCCAAUGCAGAAUGAUUCCCGAUUUCUGUACCUACUCGGUCCCAUGACAGACCAAUACCCCACAAACACGCAGCAAUUCUCAGCGCCUUCACCUGCAGGAUCCGGAUCAACGCCGACUCCCACGCCCGCUCCAAUGUCCACUAUGGGGCCAUCCCCGGCACAGCAUUCCAUUGCGGCGGCCUCCGGCUUGUCGACCGGCAUGGAUGGCUCGAACAAUAUGGCCAACCGGCUCCGGCUUCAACACCGUGGUCGCGUGCUGGGCCCAUACCCUGUUCGUCCAUGGGAAUUGCUCGAGGAUGCAGCUCCUUUCCUGGGUGUCAACGACACCGCUGUCAACCUUGGCUACUUUGACGCUAGACGCGUAAGAGCUUGA
This is a messenger RNA of Penicillium salamii, 4719 nucleotides long. The record is from the annotation of a GenBank genome assembly. Lineage: Eukaryota; Fungi; Ascomycota; Eurotiomycetes; Eurotiales; Aspergillaceae.